CAUUUUACGCAAAUCUCAAAAGUUUGCGCAAAUCAUUCAAAUUUCUCAAAGUUGCGCACGGUAUGCGAAUGAGUUACAUUUUGCGCUCGUGCGCGCUUGAUGUUUUCUUGAUGAUUUCAGUAGAGGGUUUCAUUAAACAGCGUUGACAAAGAGAGACAUUCUUGUGUGGUCAGAGGGCAAUUCGUUGUCCGUAUGUAUAAACAUAGCUUAAUAACGAUAUCGUUUAGGAAAUCUAUCAACUCAAACAUGUCAUCGAGCUGGGUGGCCGGGGUGCGUCACACGCAGGGCGCGUUUUAUGCUGAUGAUCGCGCGUAUAUAACGAGAUAGCCGUUUCUCAAGUGCAUUGUGAAUGCCCGAGUUUCCGUGACAAGUGUACCUCUAGGAAAGGUAAAAACCGGAUUAAAUCUUGGUGUCUCGCGAAAAUUCAAAGUACACACAAUGUACAAUCUUACGCAAGCGUCGUACUGGGGCUACUACCCGGCAAACACAAACGUGGAUCACUGUCUUCGAAGCUCGAUGUAUCAUCCGUACUUAACAGCGCAAUUUGGGAAUACAUGCGCGAACCUUUCCACGCCGAUUUGCUUUGGAGAUGUUCAACCUUAUCCUAAACCACCAUAUUCCUACAUAGCGCUCAUUUCAAUGGCUAUAAAACAGGCUCCUGAACAAAAGAUCACGUUGAACGCAAUCUAUCAGUUUAUCAUGAAGAACUUUCCGUACUAUCGCUACAACAAGCGGGGUUGGCAGAACAGCAUCAGGCAUAACUUGUCCUUGAACGAAUGCUUUGUGAAAGUUCAGAGGGAUAAAGCUGAUCCUGGUAAGGGAUGCUAUUGGUCUUUGAAGUCCGAUUGUGAGAACAUGUUUGACAAUGGCAACUAUCGGCGUCGCAGGAGACGAGCAAACAAGGUGAAUACGACAGGCAAAGAUGAUAAACCUCUCUCUGAAGAGACCUCGGAGAAGGAUGAUUCUGAAAUAGACAUCGAUGGAGACUCGCAAAGCUGCGAGGAGAAAAGAGACGCGAUUGACGACGAGAAACGGCAAAACAGAACAACCAAAAAACUAUCGACCACUUUGCUUACCCCGCCAAGCAGUCCGAACAAGACCAAACAAAACGCACACAAGAAAAUAAACUCUGAACAUGCGUUUAGCAUCAGGAACUUACUAUCGCAACAGAAAAAGUCCGAAGCAAAGGCGCUUCAAAUCGAUGAAACCAAGAGGAAUGAGAUUGAACAGACUAAACAACUCGAGACUAUUCCCUCAGCGAUUUUCGGCUUAAAUAACGUUCUUGAACGGGCAGGUAAUCCGGUGCAGACUAAUCUUAGAAAUAAUCUCGACGCUGCUUCUGUAAAUCAAUUUUCACCUUCAGACUUUAUGAAAAACUUAUACAACGGAGGACUCUACGCUAGCCUUUAUUCUAGUAAUUGCCAAAGGUAUUAAUCUUGCACGAAGUACCGUCUUUGUAAUAUAAACAGUAUUUAUGUAAAUAUGUGAUCUCUAUAUGGCUCUGGUUUCUGUCCAGAUGAUGGACUGAUAUAUUUUUCAAAUCAAAAUAAAUAUGUUUU
This is a messenger RNA of Dendronephthya gigantea, 1559 nucleotides long. Its product is annotated as forkhead box C1-A-like. Gene Ontology annotation, biological process: anatomical structure morphogenesis; regulation of transcription by RNA polymerase II; cell differentiation. The transcript has a single exon. The record is from RefSeq and is a predicted model, not a curated record. The coding region runs from base 439 to 1434 and encodes 331 amino acids. NCBI's taxonomy places the organism in Eukaryota, Metazoa, Cnidaria, Anthozoa, Malacalcyonacea, Nephtheidae. Gene Ontology annotation, molecular function: RNA polymerase II cis-regulatory region sequence-specific DNA binding; DNA-binding transcription factor activity, RNA polymerase II-specific.